Molecule: messenger RNA, 3082 nt
Organism: Caretta caretta (loggerhead turtle)
Lineage: Eukaryota; Metazoa; Chordata; Testudines; Cheloniidae
Source: RefSeq, a predicted model, not a curated record
ACCUGCACCCUGAGCCUGCAGCAAGGAUCCACGUGGGCACAGGGGUUUCUGUCUCUCUCUGCUCCUGGGGGGUUGUCUGUCUCGUUACAGACAGACUGGCUGACAGGGAUUUUGCAAUAAAUUACCAAAGUAGUUGAAAGUGAGGGGAUGAUAUGGGAUUUGGGGGGUGGGAUAGCUCAGUGGUUUGAGCAUUGCCUGCUAAACCCAGGGUUGUGAGUUCAAUCCUUCAGGGGGCCCUUUAGGGAUAGGGGGCAAAAAUUGGGGAUUGGUCCUGCAUUGAGCAGGGGGUUGGACUAGGAGACCUCCCUUCCAACUCUGAUAUUCUACAAUUCUAAGAAAAUGCACAGGGUUUUUAAAUGUUGUGCACAGAACUUUUUGGUUUUUUGGUGCAGAAUUCCCCCCAGAGCAGGGAGCCUGGCACCAUCUCGCCGAGCUGCCCCAGCAGCAUUCUCUGCUGUUGCUUCCAGCCCUGGAUCUUAAAGCAAUUAACACAGGUUAAUUAGUGGACCCUGACAAACCUUUCCUUCCCUGGGGAAACUGAGUCAAGCAAACUCAAUGCUAUUAUACAGUGAGGGAAACUGAGGCAGAAAGAGGUGAAAUCUGUGCAGGACAGCUGGGGAUAGAACCCAGUAGCCCUGGGUCCUAGAGCCCCCUUGCUCUAACCAUUAGAUUCCUUUCCCCUCCCAGAACUGUGAGAGAACCCAGGAGUCCUGGCUCCCAGCUGGCCCCUGCUCUAACCACUUGACAUCACUCUCCUCCCAGAGCCAGGGAUAGAUCACAGGAGUCCAGGCUCCCAACCCCACCUGCUCUAACCACUAGACUCCCCUCCCCUCGCCGAACUGAGGAGCGAACCCAGAAGUUCUGGCUCCCAGGCCCCCCUGCUUUCAGCCAGGUGACCUGUGAAAUCCGGGGUGUGGCCGAUUCUCCAGUUCCCACCCACCCGCCCCAUGUUUAUACCAGGCCCACGCCACAGGUGUGUUGGGUUGAGGUUAUAUGAUGCCAGCCAAGGUGGCAGAACCUGGGUGAAGGGUGGGAAUCUGGGGGGAACGUGGGCAGGGGCAGAGGAGACACUAAAGGGCAAAUCUAAUGAACGUCCUAGAUGCCUGUGUGCUAAUGCACGAAGUAUGGGGAGUCAACAGGAAGGGCUAGAGAUCCCCGUGAAGAAUCCCAAUUACGACACACGGUGCAUCACAAUGACUCGGCAGGUUAACUCCCGUGACUGCAAUAUCGCCGACUACCAUAGUGAACAUCAGCGGACAUGGGGCAGGAUCUGAGGCUACAAGAGGGAAAGAGCGAGUUAAGAAUUACUUAGAUAAGUUCCAUGUCUUCAAGUCGGCAGGGCCUGACGAAAUCUGACCUCGGAUACGUAAGGAACUGGCUGGCGAGAUCUCUGAGCCACUAGCGAUCUUGGUGAUCUUCCAGAAAACACCAUCCUGGCCACUAUGGAUGUAGAAGCCCUCUACGCCAUCGUUCCACACAAAGAUGGACUACAAGCCGUCGGGAACACUAUCCCCGAUAAUGUCACAGCAAACCUGGUGGCUGAACUUUGUGACUUUGUCCUCACCCAUAACAAUUUUACAUUUGGGGACAAUGUAUACCUUCAGAUCAGCGGCACUGCUGUGGGUACCCGCAUGGCCCCACAGUAUGCCAACAUUUUUAUGACUGACUUAGAACAAUGCUUCCUUAGCUCUCGUCCCCUAAUGCCCCUACUCUACUUGCGCUAUAUUGAUGACAUCUUCAUCAUCUGGACCCAUGGAAAAGAAGCCCUUGAGGAAUUCCACCAUGAUUUCAACAAUUUCCAUCCCACCAUCAACCUCAGCCGGGUCCAGUCCACACAAGAGAUCCACUUCCUGGACACUACAGUGCUAAUAAACAAUGGUCACAUAAACACCACCCUAUACUGGAAACCUACUGACCACUAUUCCUACCUACAUGCCUCCAGCUUUCACCCAGACCACACCACACGAUCCAUCGUCUACAGCCAAGCUCUGCGAUACAACCGCAUUUGCUCCAACCCCUCAGACAGAGACAAACACCUACAAGAUCUCUGUCAAGCAUUCUUACAACUACAAUACCCACCUGCGGAAGUGAAGAAACAGAUUGAUAGAGCCAGAAGAGUUCCCAGAAGUCACCUACUACAGGACAGGCCCAACAAAGAAAAUAACAGAACGCCACUAGCCGUCACCUUCAGCCCCCAACUAAAACCUCUCCAACGCAUCAAGGAUCUACAGCCUAUCCUGAAGGACGACCCAUCACUCUCACAGAUCUUGGGAGACAGGCCAGUCCUUGCCUACAGACAGCCCCCCAGCCUGAAGCAAAUACUCACCAGCAACCGCACACCACACAACAGAACCACUAACCCAGGAACCUAUCCUUGGAACAAAGCCCGUUGCCAACUGUGCCCACAUAUCUAUUCAGGGGACACCAUCACAGGGCCUAAUCACAUCAGCCACACUAUCAGAGGCUCGUUCACCUGCACAUCUACCAAUGUGAUCUAUGCCAUCAUGUGCCAGCAAUGCCCCUCUGCCAUGUACAUUGGCCAAACUGGACAGUCUCUACGCAAAAGAAUAAAUGGACACAAAUCAGACGUCAAGAAUUAUAACAUUCAAAAAGCAGUCGGAGAACACUUCAAUCUCUCUGGUCACUCGAUUACAGACCUAAAAGUUGCAAUUAUUCAACAAAAAAACUUCAAAAACAGACUCCAAUGAGAAACAGCAUACUGGAAUUAAUCUGCAAACUGGACACCAUUAAAUUAGGCUUGAAUAGAGACUGGGAAUGGAUGGGUCAUUACACAAACUAAAAACUAUUUCCCCAGGCUAAUUUCCCCCUACUGUUUCUCACACCUUCUUGUCAACUGUUUGAAAUGAGCCAUACUGAUAAUCACUACAAAAGUUUUUUUUUCUCCUGCUGAUAAUAGCCCCCCUUAACUGAUCACUCUCAUCAUAGUGUGUAUGGCAACCCCCAUUGUUUCAUGUUCUCUGUGUAUAUCGAUCUUCCUACUGUAUUUUCCACUGCAUGUAUCCGAUGAAGUGGGCUUUAGCCCACAAAAGCUCAUGCUCCAAUAAAUUGGUUAGUCUCUAAG